CGCGCCGCGGUCCCCGCCCGCCGCCCCGCCAGCCCUGUUCUGCGUCCACCCGGCACCGGCAGCAGCCCAGGCUGCGGCGCGACGGUCCCGCCAUGUCUGCAGCCAUGAGGGAGAGGUUCGACCAGUUCUUGCAUGAGAAGAACUGCAUGACCGACCUCCUGGCCAAGCUCGAGGCCAAGACUGGCGUGAACCGGCGCUUCAUCGCGCUGGGUGUCAUCGGGCUGGUGGCCUUGUACCUGAUGUUCGGCUGUGGAGCCUCUCUCCUCUGCAACCUGAUAGGAUUUGGCUACCCAGCCUACGUCUCAAUGAAAGCCAUAGAGAGUCCCAACAAAGAUGAUGAUACCCAGUGGCUGACCUACUGGGUAGUAUAUGGUGUGUUCAGCAUUGCCGAAUUCUUCUCUGAUCUCUUCCUCUCAUGGUUCCCCUUCUACUACAUGCUGAAGUGUGGCUUCCUGUUGUGGUGUAUGGCCCCAAGUCCUUCUAAUGGGGCUGAGCUGCUCUACAAGCGUAUCAUCCGGCCCUUCUUCCUGAAGCACCAGUCCCAGGUGGACAGUGUGGUGAAGGACCUGAAAGACAAAGCCAAAGAAACUGCAGAUGCCAUCACUAAAGAAGCCAAGAAAGCUACUGUGAAUUUACUGGGCGAAGAAAAGAAAAGCACCUAAGCUCCUAUGUGGCACUUUCCUGUCCUCUCUGUACCUUCCAUGUAGAGCUCGAUGUUACAUUAAGGACUGUGGCAUAACCGUUUUAAUAAUACUGCCUUGGAAACAUUUUUGACAUAUAAAAAAAUGGAAUGUGUUGUAA
Molecule: messenger RNA, 801 nt
Organism: Castor canadensis (American beaver)
Lineage: Eukaryota; Metazoa; Chordata; Mammalia; Rodentia; Castoridae
Gene: Reep5
Product: receptor accessory protein 5
Source: RefSeq, a predicted model, not a curated record